Molecule: messenger RNA, 1002 nt
Organism: Stylophora pistillata
Lineage: Eukaryota; Metazoa; Cnidaria; Anthozoa; Scleractinia; Pocilloporidae
Product: melatonin receptor type 1B-like
Biological process (GO): G protein-coupled receptor signaling pathway
Cellular component (GO): membrane
Molecular function (GO): G protein-coupled receptor activity
Source: RefSeq, a predicted model, not a curated record
AUGAAGGAAUCACACUCUCUCGAGCUCGCAUCAAGGUCCGAAAUCUCAAUUUGGACCGAGACAGUUUUGUUUGCCAUAAUUAACGUUUUGGUUUUCUUUGGCAACCUUCUUACUUGCUACAUCGUGUACAGAAACCACAGGCUCCGCACAAUUCCCAACAUGUUCGUGAUAGCAUUGGCUGUAAGUGAUAUUCUGAUUUCCAUCUGCUGUAUGCCAUUUACAGUUGUAACUCUUUUCUACGGUCAGUGGAUCUUUGGUGAAACUUUUUGUCGAGUUAAUGGUUUCGAGGUGUUCACGUUUGCAGUGGCUUCAAUUUAUUGCAUGGGAGUCAUUGCAAUCAGCCGAUAUUUCUGCGUUGUAAAACCAGAAAGGUACUUGGUGUUGUUUAGGAAGGAGAAAAUUUCUUUUUACAUUGCUUUUGCGUGGUUGGCAGCUCUCGUUGGAUCUGUACCUCCCAUUUUCUUUGAGAAAGGCGGAUUUGAAUUCAAGCCGGGAAAAGGGAUGUGUUUGUACACAUUCGAAAGCGACAUUGGUUAUACAUUGUUUGUCGGAUUUGUUUGUAUCACAGCCCCCUUAACACUUAUAACCAUCAGCUAUGUAAUGGUGUUCCGCGCAGUUUCAAGAUCAAAUCGAGUUUUCUCGGAAGAAAGCGAUUUUCCUCGUUUACGAGCGAAUAUUGAGGAAGCCAAAGUGAGCAAGACUUUAGUUGCAGUUCUAGUUGGUUUUGUGUCUUGUUGGAUGCCAAUUUAUGUCAUCGACACCACUGAUGCCUUGCGCGGGAACAACGCUUUCCCGCGAGAAGUGUACAUUUCUUACGCGUUCUUGCUUUACUUGAGUAGCACCAUAAACCCGGUUAUUUACGGCGUCAUGAAUAAGGAAUUGAGGCGAGAAUACAAGGAUAUCUUUAGCAAGAUUCUUCGUUGCCAGCACCAUAAUAUUAUAGAGACUGAGACUAAUCCUGAAGUAAGGUUUACCGCUCGACUGGAAGGCAGGUCUACUUGA